This is a messenger RNA of Camelina sativa (false flax), 1383 nucleotides long. Its product is annotated as 28 kDa ribonucleoprotein, chloroplastic. Gene Ontology annotation, cellular component: chloroplast thylakoid membrane. Gene Ontology annotation, biological process: chloroplast rRNA processing. NCBI's taxonomy places the organism in Eukaryota, Viridiplantae, Streptophyta, Magnoliopsida, Brassicales, Brassicaceae. Gene Ontology annotation, molecular function: mRNA binding. The record is from RefSeq and is a predicted model, not a curated record.
GUAGCUUUUUCGAUUUCUUAUCCAAAACUCUCUCACUCACUCAGCCAUGGCUCUUCUUCGUCUUCCUUGCGUUUCCCUCCAAAUUCUAGGUCACAAAUCAAACCAGAAGAACCCUAAUUCCAAAGUUUCUCUUAGCAAUUACUCACUCGCUUGGUCUUCUUCUUCUUCUUCUUCUUCUUCGCUAUGUCGCUCCUCAGUUCAAGCAAAAUCGAGAAACCUUACUUCGUAUUUCUCCGCUACUACUCAAGACCCAAUCCUCGAAUCAUCAUCAUCUUCUUCUCCAGCUGAUAAUAUCUCCGCCGCUACUGAGGAAAUCGUAGACGAGAUUUCGAAGACUAGAUUGAUUGCUCAGAACGUUCCAUGGGCAGCUACACCUGAAGAUAUAAGGUCGUUGUUCGAGAAGUACGGCAGUGUCGUCGACAUUGAGAUGUCUAUGCAUAAGAAGGAAAGGAAUAGAGGUUUGGUUUUCAUUGAAAUGGGUUCCCCUGAAGAAGCUGCUACAGCUCUCCAAUCUCUCGAAUCCUUUGAGUACGAGGGUCGUCGUUUAAAGGUAGACUAUGCAAAGGCCAAAAAGAAGAAGACAUAUACGCCGCGUGAGAAGCCUUCGGCAGUGCCUACAUUCAAUUUGUUUGUUGCAAACUUGGCAUUUGAAGCAAGGGCUAAGCAUCUUAAGGAGUUCUUUGAUGCAGACACUGGCAACGUUGUCUCCACUGAAGUUAUAUUCCAUGAAAAUCCAAGGAGGUCGAGUGGUUAUGGGUUUGUCUCUUUCAAAACCAAGAAACAGGCCGAGGCAGCGAUUAUUGAGUUUCAAGGAAAGGACUUUAUGGGAAGACCAAUCCGAUUAGCACGUAGCAAACAGUUUGUUAAGUUGCAAGCAAAAGAAGGGUUGCAGCCACCAGAAGAGGAAGAGGAGGAACCAUCAUCUCAGUCCGAGACAGUGACCGCGGAGGACGAAACUCCAGCUGCAGAGAACUGAGGAGGAUUGUUGCUGGAAGGUAUUGGUAUUGAAGAAGAAGCUUUUCGAGCUUUUAGGUUUUCUUCUUCUUAGUUUUUGACCAGCAAGCUGAGUGGGUUACAUACGAGUACCAAACCUUUAGUAACUGGUGGAGAAGUACGAAGUACAAAACCGAUUUUGUUAGAACUGAAAACUAGUAGAGACCGAGUAUACCAAAACGUCAGUUUCAGACCAGAUCAAAAUCUUAAGAAACAAACCCCAUUUGGUUCUGAGAAACUUGCUUAGUCAAGUCAAACAUAAUGCUUUAUUUUGUUGGUCAUCUAGUAUAUGAUUGCUUUUUCGCGUUUGUUAUAUGCUUAGUGUGUAAUGUGUAUUCUUCUUUUUAUAUAUGAAACCUUAAAUCUUAAGAAUCUUAUAAAAGGUACUAA